Sarcophilus harrisii (Tasmanian devil) is the source of this 9760-nucleotide messenger RNA. RefSeq names its product histone deacetylase 9 (gene HDAC9). The record is from RefSeq and is a predicted model, not a curated record. Bases 1924 to 5325 code for a protein of 1133 amino acids. NCBI's taxonomy places the organism in Eukaryota, Metazoa, Chordata, Mammalia, Dasyuromorphia, Dasyuridae. The transcript is spliced from 27 exons. Gene Ontology annotation, molecular function: histone deacetylase activity. Gene Ontology annotation, cellular component: histone deacetylase complex. Gene Ontology annotation, biological process: chromatin organization; negative regulation of transcription by RNA polymerase II.
UCUUCGACUCUUUUAAGAUUCCCCUAAACUGUUCUGAAAUCAAAUGAAAAAUGUGUCCUUUUUCCUUAGUACUUAGCAUCACGUCCAGUUUGGAUUACUUUCCUAUGGAAUAUUAGUUGUAUUAUAGGCCGUUCUCACUUUAUGUAAAUGGGCCAUCCUGCAGAUCUCUCUGUGUGAAGUGACUUUUACACAACUUGAACUUGCCCACCAAUACGAGGAAGGGAAGAGGUAGCCUAUGGGCACAUUGGAGCCAGAGAAGUGCCAACAGGAAGAAAACACUGGCUGGGACCAAUUUCUGGGGGCCAGACAUGGGCAUAGACAGGAAAGGUUGGGAAAAGGUGGUGCUCUGGUGGUGUUGGAGAUGGCUUUAUCCUCCUAAUAGCUCAUAUACACAACAGAGACCAAUAGAACUGCUAAUCAAUUAAGAGACGAUUAUUGAAGGCUAAAAGAAGACCAGAUUUCCAGCUACAAAGAAGAUUCUUGUCAAUGCAAACAACAGGUGUUUAUAAAUGAUCAUUGGAUUACAUUUUGUUAGCGAAUAGGAUUGGGGAGAAAGUUUAUUCCUGUUGAUCCAAAGAUAUAUUGCUAUAACUAAAAUCGAGCCUAUUACUUAGUGUCCUUAUAUGAAUGAACAAAUGUGUGAAUGAAUGAAACAUUGUUAAAUACUAUCUGUCAUGCACUGUGCUUGGUGCUGGGAGACACACAGAGAAAAAAAUGAGGUAGUCCCUCCCUUCAAGGAGCUUAUAGUCCUUUUUCUUGUUUCUUUUUUGAGAGACAAUUGGGGUUAAGGAACUUGCUCAGAGUCAUGCAGCCAGUAAGUAGUGUCUGAAGUCAAUUUUGAACUCUGGUCUUCCUGGCUUCACGACUGGUGCUCUAUCCACUAUCAUGGAGCUACCCCAAGAAGCUUAUAGUCUACACAAGUCUGGGUGUGGUGGUCAGGAAAGGGUAUCUUGGUCAAGAAGUCACAGGACAAUUUUCAAGCAGCAAUUGCAUGACUGUGGACUAUUCAAGCAAGGUUUUCCUGUUGCAGUGGAGCUGUGACCUCCCAGAGGUGGGCAUUCUCUCCAGUGAAGAUGCUCAGGACUCCCUCAUUCUCUCUCCACUGGGUUUUCCUCCAGGAUUCUCUGCCUGUUCUGCCUUGGACUAGAACGUUAGACCUGGACUCAGAAGGUGGGAUGGGGCGGAUCCUUUAAGCUUCCUAAGCCUUACUUUCUCAGUCUGUCAAUGAGGCUAAGAAUUGUGGAGGAGCAAGGAAACCAGCAUUUAAAGCGCUUUGCAGACUUUAAAGAAAUGCAGCCAAUGCCGGCUCUCAUCCCUGCGGAGCAGCCCUCUGUGAGAUGGGCAGGUGUUUUCCUUUCACUGUUGAGACUCAGAGGAGAGCGGUGGAGCAUCCGGGACCCCGGAGAAGGGGCCCAUCUAGCACCUCUGAGCCCCUUUCCCCUUUCCCUGGGGAGCUGGAGCCUCGGUGGAGAUGGCCGCGCUGCCCAGGUCCGCGUUCCCGUCCCUAUCUCUGUAUUUAGAAAUCGGAAGGAUCGUUGCCAGGAAAGCCGGGAGGCUACGUCAUUGAAAAGGGCUUUGAGAAAUGGACCAGCGAUCUACCUGAUAACCGGCUGGACCAGGGAGGAGGGGGGGGGGGCGCAGGGAGGAGGGCUCUGGCUUCCAGAAACCACCUCUCCCCAAUAAAUCUCCUGUCAGUCCUGCAACUCGAAAGGCAGCGAAGCUUCCAGGGCCACAGCCAACUGCAGCGCAGCCAGAGAAAGAGGCAACAAAAAUAGCACUCCAGGAUUCUGUGCGUGGGUGAGGCAGAAACCACACACUGGAGCACCAGCUUCCAGGAUCGUUUUAGAACCGGUGCGGAGCUCUUCCCUCGCGGCUCGCUCGCUCGCUGUCUUUUAAACCAGAAGCCUCGCGGCCCCAAAGCCCAUGGACGGCCCGUGGGCCCUGUCGGAGCCGGGGCCGCCGGGGCCGCCGGGGCCGCCGGGGCCUUGCGGCUGCGCGUGCCGGCGCCGCGGCCCCCGAGCAGGGCUCUGGCCGCCCGGAUGCGCGCGUGCACGGCCGGACGAUGGGGUGGCUGGUCGCGAGCAGCUGUUGGCUCAACAGAGAAUGCACAGCUUGAUCAACUCAGUGGAAGUGAAGUCAGAGGUUCCUGUGACCCUGGACCCCGUCUCCCCCUUGGACCUGAGGACAGAUCUCAGAAUGAUGAUGCCCAUGGUAGACCCUGUGCUCCGGGAGAAGCAGCUGCAGCAGGAACUGCUCCUCAUCCAGCAGCAGCAACACCUGCAGAAGCAGCUGCUCAUCGCCGAGUUCCAGAAGCAGCAUGAAAACCUGACGAGGCAGCACCAGGCUCAGCUCCAGGAGCACAUCAAGUUGCAACAGGAACUUCUAGCUAUAAAGCAGCAGCAGGAACUUCUGGAGAAGGAGCAGAAAUUGGAGCAGCAGCGUCAGGAGCAGGAGGUGGAGAGACACCGGCGGGAGCAGCAGCAGCUUCCCCCUCUCCGAGGCAAGGAGAGAGGGCGAGAAAGAGCUGUGGCCAGCACCGAGGUGAAGCAGAAACUUCAGGAGUUCCUGCUGAGCAAGUCGGCCACCAAGGACUCUCCCACCAACGGAAAGAACCAUUCCGUGAGCCGCCACCCCAAGCUCUGGUACACGGCGGCUCACCACACCUCCCUAGAUCAAAGCUCUCCACCUUUGAGCGGAACCUCCCCGUCCUACAAAUACCCGCUGCCUGGAGCACAAGACACCAAGGAUGACUUCCCACUGCGGAAAACUGCCUCAGAGCCCAACUUGAAGGUGCGAUCCCGAUUAAAACAGAAAGUGACAGAGAGGAGAAGCAGCCCCUUACUCAGGCGGAAGGAUGGAAAUGUUGUCACUUCAUUCAAGAAACGAGUGUUUGAGGUGACAGAGUCCUCGGUCAGCAGCAGCUCUCCCGGAUCUGGCCCCAGCUCGCCCAGCAAUGGGCCUUCCACCAACAUGGCAGAAAGCAGUGAGACGUUGCUCAUCCCACCUGCUCCACACCCAGAGCAAAUUGUUUCCCAGCAGCGUCUUCUGAUUCAUGAAGAGUCUAUGAAUCUUUUAAGCCUCUAUCCAUCCCCGUCUUUGCCCAACAUUACUCUGGGUCUCCCUGCUGUGCCAUCUCAGCUCAGUGCUUCAUCUUCCAUCAAAGACAAACAGAAGUGCGAGGCCCCGGCGCUGAGGCCGCCAGGAGUUACAUUGCCGGGGCAAUAUACGGGAAGCAUCCCAGCAUCUUCAAGUCAUCCCCACGCUGCUCUGGAAGGAAAACCUAACAGCAGCCACCAGGCGCUUCUGCAGCACUUGUUAUUGAAGGAGCAGAUGAGGCAACAGAAGCUGCUUGUGGCUGGUGGGGUUCCUCUUCAUCCUCAGUCGCCCCUGGCAACGAAGGAGAGAGUAUCACCUGGCCUCCGAGGUGCCCAUAAGUUGCCUCGCCACAGGCCCCUGAACCGUACCCAGUCUGCCCCUUUGCCUCAGAGCACGUUGGCCCAGUUGGUCAUUCAGCAGCAGCACCAGCAAUUCCUGGAGAAACAGAAACAGUACCAGCAGCAGGUCCACAUGAACAAAAUGCUUUCCCAGUCCAUUGAGCAGCUGAAACAGCCAGGAAGUCAGUUGGAAGAAUCGGAAGAGGAGCUUCACGGAGACCAGCCCAUGCAAGAAGACCGGGCUCCGUCCAGCACCAACAGCGUCCGCAGCGACAGCAGCUUGGGUCCGGACGACAGCCAACGGGGCCCCACCUUGGGCGCUGUGAAAAUAAAAGAGGAACCGCUGGACAGUGAUGAUGAUACUCAGCCCCAGGAAAUGGAAUCUGGGGAGCAGGCUGCUUUGGUGCAACAGCCACCGUUCUUGGAGCCCCAGCCUGGGCAUGCGCUCCCGACGUACCAAGCUCCACUGGCAAGCAUCGGCACGGAAGCCUUUGACCAACACCUAUUGGUCUCCAGGACCCACUCGUCCCCCGCGGUCCCCAUGGUGCCUCGUCCAGUGACGGAUCAGAGCCUCCCACGUGCCUCUGAGACUGGCGUGGUGUACGACGCUCUGAUGCUGAAACACCAGUGCAUCUGCGGCCGCUCUGCCCUUCAUCCCGAGCACGCUGGGAGAAUCCAGAGCAUCUGGUCUCGUCUGCAAGAAACGGGGCUCCUGAGCAAGUGUGAGAGGAUCCAAGGUCGAAAAGCUUCUCUAGAAGAAUUGCACCUGGUCCAUUCUGAUCAUCAUUCUCUUCUGUAUGGCACCGACCCUUUGAGCAGACAGAAGCUGGACGCCCGGUUGCUCCAAGGGCCCACAUCUCAGAAGGCCUUCUCCUUGCUGCCUUGUGGUGGACUUGGGGUGGACAGUGACACCAUUUGGAACGAGCUGCACUCGGCUGCCGCUGCACGCAUGGCUGUUGGCUGUGUCAUCGAGCUGGCUUCCAAAGUGGUCUCAGGAGAGCUGAAGAAUGGGUUUGCUGUUGUAAGGCCCCCAGGCCAUCAUGCUGAAGAGUCAACAGCCAUGGGGUUCUGCUUUUUUAAUUCGGUGGCAAUUACUGCCAAAUACUUGCGAGAGCAGCUCAAUGUAGGCAAGAUAUUGAUCGUAGACCUGGAUGUCCACCAUGGGAACGGUACCCAGCAGGCUUUUUACGCUGACCCCAGCAUCCUGUACAUUUCCCUCCAUCGCUAUGAUGAAGGCAACUUCUUCCCCGGGAGUGGAGCCCCAAAUGAGGUUGGAAGUGGCCUUGGAGAGGGAUAUAAUGUGAAUAUUGCCUGGACAGGUGGCCUGGACCCCCCCAUGGGAGAUGUGGAGUACCUUGCGGCGUUCAGAACCGUCGUGAUGCCGAUUGCCAGAGAAUUUGGUCCAGAUAUAGUUCUUGUUUCGGCGGGCUUUGAUGCUGUGGAAGGCCAUGCCCCUCCACUGGGUGGGUACAAGGUCACAGCGAAAUGUUUUGGGAAUUUGACAAGGCAACUAAUGCAGGUGGCUGAUGGACAUGUAGUGAUGGCUCUGGAGGGAGGACAUGAUCUCACUGCCAUUUGUGAUGCAUCAGAAGCCUGUGUGAAUGCCCUGCUAGAAAAUGAGCUGGAUCCUGUCCCAGAAGAUGUUCUGCACCAAACUCCAAAUAGAAAUGCCAUUAUUUCUCUGCAAAAGACCACGGAAAUUCAAAGUAAGUACUGGAAGUCGGUGGAGAGGUUUUCAGGCUGUGCUCUGACUGGAACUCAGGAACAAGAACAAGAGGAAACGGAGACUGUCUCUGCCCUGGCUUCUCUGUCUGUGGAUGUGGACCAGUGCUUUGCUAAGGAAGACAGCAGACCUGCUGGCGAGCCCAUGGAUGAAGAUCCAGCCCUGUGAAGUGCCAAGUUCCCCCUCCCUGGUAUUUCCUGUGUGUGACAUCAUUGUGUAUCUCCCCACCCCCAACCCCCAACCAAGCACCCUCAGACAUGUCUUGUCUGCUGCCUGGGUGGCACGGAUCGAAUGGAAUAUAAACACUGGGCACAGAGCACACACAGCAGCUUCACUUGUCCCCUGGCCGGACUUGAAAGGGCCCGAAAGAUUCCUCCAGUGUAACCACUCUGACUCUAAAGUUACAGGCCACGGUCCUGGGGAGGGACGGCCUCCAGCAUGUGGGCUCUAAAUGUGCCGGGCAAGCCGGGGCAGAGGGAAAAAGGGCCUGGGCUAGCCCACGGACUCGGCGCUCUCCACAUUAUAGAGACGGGGAUAGCCCUAACGGCGUUCUUUCAGACAUGCUGAAUUGGUUUCGAUGGGCUAAUUUUUUUCACAUGGUUUUAAAUUGUGUACAGGAUUUGUUUUCAGCUCUGAGCAAACAAGAUAACAUAUUGUACCUUUGUUUUUACACCCUCGCAAAUUCUAGCAAGUGAGAGGUCAAAAUUUUAGAGAAAUGGGGUGAGGGCAUUUUUAGCCUGAAAGCAAGUGCUACCUCCUUCAAAGGCCAGGUCCCCAAGGCGGUGGCUUUGUGGUAGGGCGCAAUUUGGGGUUUUCUUUUUUGAUUAUGCAUGAAAAAGAAAAUGUUUCUGGAGAAUGGAAUCUCUGUUUCACUCAUAUCCCACUCGAGGUUCUCACAGAUGGCAGGGCUCUGGUUUCUUUGGUGGCUGGAAGCCUCUUCCCAUUUAUUAAGAAUCCCUCUUUCUUCCAGUGACAAUCCUUUUGAGUCUCUGGUCCACAGGGACUCACAUUUCCUUUGAAAAGAAUAAUUUUUCUAAGAUGCCCAUCCUUUGCUCCACAAGUUUUGCUGAGCCCACAUAUUUCCAGCUGGUUGAAUUUUCCCCAUAGGAGCACCUUUUGGGCUCAGAUAUUUCUUAGAUUACAUUUCUAGUUUAAGGUAAUUACUGGGCUUGAUUAUUAUAUUGUUUUCUCAAAUGAGAGUCCAUAGAUUGAGCAUUGUUUAUAAAACUUGGGAGGAUUUAGAUGAGAGAUUCCUUUUGUUUUUUAAUCAUCGAAAUGUGUCGUUAUUUACAAAAUAGCAUCGGCUACUUGAUUGAAUAGUGGUUAGUAUUAAGUGAGAGCUGUGCCUUUAACCAGUAGUGGACCCUUGACCUUUCCACAUGUUGCCUUAUGGUCAGAAGGUUUAAAAAAAAAUUGGAAAUUCAUUUUCUGAGUUCAAAAUCAACUCGUAUUGUUUUACGGAGGAUAAGUUUUUUUCAGUAUUCUAUUUUCAUGGGCAGCUCAAUCACCUAAAACAUCUGAGGCGAAAUAUUACCAUCCAGGAUUCUUCUUGCUGUAUUUAAUACCGAGCAUUGCUUUGGAAACCUAUUGGUAUUCUUUUUGUUAAAUAUAUAUUUUCCUAACUCAAAGGAUAUAUUAAAGCAAUAAGUGAAGAUUGUCAUGCUUUUAUUCAGAAAUCUAAAAGGAACCUUAAUUUAAACAAGGUUUGAGGGAAGGCCAUGCUCUGAAAGAUAUGCAGCAAUGUGGUUUGAGUUAGAGAGGGCUCAAACCUGUAAAUCAAAGAUGAAAGGUUUCACUCAUGGAGAAUUAUAUAACUCUCUUUUGUUAUAGUCAGACUCUAUUUUUCAUGUGUUGGUGUGGGUUUUUUUAGGAUUACUAUUUUAAUUUUAAAGACUUUUAUUACAUAUACAAAAACUGCCGGAUACUUGGUUUAACAUCUUAGAAAUCCGAGCCACCCUUUGAAAUGGGUAAUCUGAAAGGGAAUGUAGCUCUGCAUUAGGGAAAAAUGGACUUAUAUUUUUGGGAAGCAAAGGUUAAUGUGGAUUCAUCACGUUGAUUACAUUUUUGUAAAUUUCCUCCCAAGUUUUCACGGAAAACUCAUGACACCCUUCUUAUUCAUCGGUUGCUGUUAAUUCCCAGUUAUCACUUCAAGAAAUGCAUUUUUAAGAGACUUGGGCAGCUAGGCCUGUAGCUUGAAAAGAUCAUUUUCCUGUCACAUUGUUUAACAAUUUUACAUCAUGUUUUAAUUGGAAACAUAAUUGUAUUCCUUUAAAAUUAACUGGAAACGGCAAAAUUCUAUGAUCUCUCUUCUGUCCCCACCAGACCUUGUAUUUUUUCAUGAGAAUGAAGAAAAAAGAAGUUUUGACAACCUCUUGUAAAUUAACUGGUUUGCAGAUUGACAUUAUUGCAUGUUGGCAAAUCCAAGCCUCGGAUGUCCAAAUCAUGGUGCAUUUGUAGAUGAAUCAUCUGUUGGCCUUGCGAGGAGGCAUUCACUGGCCCAGGGUUGGGGUCUGUGCGAUUCAGGGACAAGCAGAGAGAUUCUGUGGAAGAUUAAUCAUGGCUGACUAUAUUUCUGAGCCCAGAGCAUCACUGUAUUUUAUGCCAUUAUGCCAUUAAAGGAAUGGCUGCUUUGAGGGAUAGGAUAGAGGUUUUUGGAGAAUAUCAACACUUCUGAAAGCCACCAGACAUGGUGGAAAGUCACUUUCACUUGCUAGUGUGUUUUUCACACAAUCAUAUCAUCAUUGUUAUUGUUGUUAUUAUUAAUAGUUUCCCAAAGGAGGCUAUUCCGAAUCCUCUCUCUCUGAGUAAAUUUGUCCCCUCUUGUUUUGUCAGUGAAUCAGCCUCAUUCUGAUGGCCUCUCUCAACACGUGCGGUAAAAUGCCUGCACACACACAGCCAUGUAUACACACAUAUUGCAACAUACUCACCCUGGGAGGGAAGCUUUAGAAAUCAGCAGAAAUUAAUUAAAUGAUAAACCACUUAAUUUUUUUAACUUAAAAAACUCUACAGUGCUCAGAUCUAUUGUCAAAUAUUUUUAAAAAAACCAAUUUUCCAAAUAUGCCAGGCCUUUUUAAUGUGAAAAUCACAUGGAAGGGCAUAGUACAGAGAAAUGUAUUUGAUGUGAAAAUUGUAAAUGUUUUGUGAUUGUUGUUGUUAUUGUCGUUGUUCACAAUGAAGCUUAUGUAUAUGUGUGUGUAAAUUUUAAAUGACAUGGUUCAGUCAAAGAAGAGAUAUUUUAAUGGAUUUGAAGCAAAUAAUAGGGCAGAAUGAGAUCAUAUACUAAGUCAUAGGCUGAGAGAAUAUAGAUUUGAAGGCAAAGGGGAUAUUAGAGGCUAUAUAGUCUAAUACUCCUUCCAUCUUUUUAGAGCAAGAAACUGAGGCCCAGAGACCAAGGAGUAUGCACAAGGUCUUACAGGUAAGAAGAUGCAGAGCCAGGAUUUCAAAGUAGGGAUCCUAAAACCAAUGGAUUUGAAUAUCUACCACCCAGCAGAUUUUUGUAAAGAAUUUCCGGUCCCACAUCUAAUGAUCAGGAGCUAGAUUCAAGCUCUCAUUUUUCUCACUAUUCGACACUUGCCCUCGUUCACAUCUCUGUCAUAUCUAGGACAUGAUGACCUUUGGAUUUUACCUUCAUCUCAUCCAGAACAUGGAAACUAGAUGCAAUUUGGGUAACUGAAAAAAUUCUUACUUACUUGUUGAAUCAAUAAAUGAAUGGACUUGAAAUGAGGAUGCUUUCUAACACUAAGUGCUCAGGAAGAUGGAAGAUGGGCUCUUGCUGGGUCCUUCUAACCCCUUCUCUAAGAGCACAGCAAAACUUUCUUUCCUAAAGUCAAUCAUAACGAUUGAUCAAAUUAACUUAUCUCUUUACAGAAUCUAUAUGGAAAUAAAAACAAAAAUGCCCACGAUAAAAACCUUGGUCAGAAUAUCUCUUAAGUAGUCUUCUCGUACUUGUUGUUCUAGCAUUACUACUUAGGAAAUUUUUUUAAAUCAUUAUGAAUUUCUUAUUAAUUUCCCUUUGAAGUUUCCAUAUGGUUGUCAUUAUUUGAAUGUUAGAUUUCUAAUAACCUAAAAUACGAUAACCCAAAAGGUCACUAACAGGAAGGGGAUUCUCCCCAAGCUCGGAAACCAGCCAUUCUUCCAUAGAAAGCCUUGUCCCAGAGAGCAGCAUCUCUUUUUGCAUUCCUCUGCUGCCUAAAGAAUGAAAUCAUUUGGCCCUGCAGAGAAUGUGGGUGAAAAAAAGGGUUCGCGAGGGGAGGAACACACCUGUUGAACAGUUUUCAUAAAGAAGGCAUUUUCAUAUCCCAAAGAAAUGGAAACCAGAUGAGUUGUCCUGCCUAUUUGAGAAAUGAAGAGCUCUCAUCAUUGUCAUCAUUAUCAUUAGUGUCAUCAUCAUCAGAUGGCUAUAGAGUUCCCCUAUGGGAUGAUGAGCCCUGAUGAGGGAUUCAUUCCUGUUUCCAUCAUGCUUUCUGAAGAAUGGCACUGUCCCUAUCAUUGUCUUCACCUUCCUAGAAUACAAUACAAUAAAUUGAUAGAGUGCCGGACCUGUGCAAGGGAUUCAAAGGUAAAAAAGAAAUUGCCCUCCUGCCCUCAAGGAGCUUAUUUAUUU